AAAAAUUUCCUUUCCGUGGAUGUUUGGUGCAGGAAGUUUGAGUGAAAUCGACAUGGAAUUUUGAGCUUGUCAGCAUCAUUCGCUUUUGAAAAAGAUCCCGCGAACGGUAAUCUCCUCCACCCAAGAUGGCGUCUAUGACCUUUGGACAGAAAAAGUUCAUUCCCACUGCCCCGGAAAAAGGUAGCUUCCCGCUAGACCACGAAAACCAGUGCAAAAAGCUGAUGCUGUACUACAUGCGCUGCCUGCGCGUCAACAACGACGACAACUCGGCCUGCCGUCAGGAGUCCAAAGCCUACCUCCAGUGUCGCAUGGAGAACAACCUUAUGGCCAAGGAAGACUUCUCCAAGCUGGGUUUCGCUGAUCUGGAAGGUGCAGAUGCAAAGAAGAAAGCUAGUGUUUGA
Messenger RNA from Ochlerotatus camptorhynchus, 401 nucleotides. Its product is annotated as cytochrome c oxidase assembly protein COX19. The transcript has 3 exons. The record is from RefSeq and is a predicted model, not a curated record. Gene Ontology annotation, cellular component: mitochondrial intermembrane space. Bases 126 to 401 code for a protein of 91 amino acids. Lineage: Eukaryota; Metazoa; Arthropoda; Insecta; Diptera; Culicidae. Gene Ontology annotation, biological process: mitochondrial respiratory chain complex IV assembly.